AUGACUCGGUGCCCGCUGUCGUGCCAGAUGACUCGGUGCCCGCUGUCGAGCUUGGUGACCCAGUGCCCGCUAUUCUGCCAGAUGACUCGGUGCCCGCUGUCGUGCCAGAUGACUCGGUGCCCGCUGUCGAGCUUGAUGACUCGGUGCCUGCUGUCGUGCCCGAUGACUCGGUGCCCGCUGUCGAGCUUGGUGACCCGGUGCCCGCUAUUCUGCCAGAUGACUCGGUGCCCAUUAUUCUGCCCAGAUGACUUGGUGCCCGCUGUCGUGCCAGAUGACCCGGUGCCCGCUGUCGUGCCAGAUGAC
Messenger RNA from Staurois parvus, 303 nucleotides. Lineage: Eukaryota; Metazoa; Chordata; Amphibia; Anura; Ranidae. The record is from the annotation of a GenBank genome assembly.